This is a messenger RNA of Ruditapes philippinarum (Manila clam), 6107 nucleotides long. RefSeq lists its product as uncharacterized. The coding region runs from base 107 to 742 and encodes 211 amino acids. The record is from RefSeq and is a predicted model, not a curated record. The transcript is spliced from 3 exons. Lineage: Eukaryota; Metazoa; Mollusca; Bivalvia; Venerida; Veneridae.
CCAGGAUAUGAUAUUUCAACUGAACAGUCUCGUCGCUUAACUAUAUCUAUAACUAAAAGAAAGAACUUGCUUUUAGAUUAAGAUUUUUCAGAUUUAAACGUCGGAUAUGGCUUGGUCAACGACCGCCGUCUCCAGGAUCAUCGUUACGUGUUUAGCGGCGUUGUUUCUAGCUGUUGGAUUUUCAAUUCCAUUCUGGAUAAGUAUUGUUUUGGAUAGCGAGACGAAAACGUUCAAUACUUAUAUUGGGGUGUGGUAUGUUAUGUCAUGUGUCAAAGGGGAAGCUGAUUCGUGCAAAACCGGGGCUAUAGAUCCCGAUUAUAGCCACAGUGACCUCCUUGGUAAAAUCAACGGCACUUCGCAGGAAAUUAUAGUAUCUACCGCACAGACCCUUUUAGGCAGCGCGGUAUGGUGGUGGGUUUUACAGAUCGUAACAACCGUUGGUUUAGGAUUUGUACUUCUUGCCACUCUGAUCCUUAUAUGUGGUAUAUGUGCUGGUAUACACUCCAAAGGAUUCUUCAUAAUUUCUGGCAUCAUAGAAUUUUUUGGAGGGUUACUGGCAAUAACUACCUCGAUACUGACUGCGAUUGGAAUCGAUCAGUACUUCGACUUCAUAGCAGAAGUUAAAAUAAAUGCCGAAACUUUUCCCUGGUCAGUACUUUGUUUCGGAAUCGGGGGAUUUUUAGCGAUGUUUGGUGCUUUUAUUCCGCUGCGAAGCAGCCGAGCCUUAUAUAAUUUUGAAUAAGACGCAUGAUUUACUGCGGAAUGACACGAUUUAUUUUGCGAGUUGUCAAUAAAAAUGCAACUGCAUAAAACAUUCACAUACGUUAGCUUUACACUUUGGGUUCCUUUAUGAAUUUCUUGCCUUGUUGCAUAACUUUCUUCAAAGGGAAGAACAAUGUUUUCUUAUCUCCGCGUAUACAAAUAAUGGACUGUACAACUGUCCGAUUUCAUGUUAUGAAGAUAGAUAACCGGGACUUAAUGAUAACCAGGUUUACAUUAAAUAAUGUGUAAUGUGUAAACACGUUCCCUUCAUCAAAAGUAUCGUAAAAAACGCAUCAGUGUAAGAGCUGUUGCGUAACAUCUGAAAUUUCCAGUCCAUCAAAGUUCAUCUUGAAGAAAUUUAAAUAUAUUACUUUUUAAAGUUGUGUAUUUUUCUUUUGAGAUGACUUGGAUAGUGCUGUGCUUACAAAUUUUUGGCUUCCAAAACUUUAAUUCCCUUUUUAUUUUGGUUAAAUUUGGUAAUUAAUGUUCCCCUUUAGCUCCAUUUUUUUACCUCUGAGCAGAUCUAAAUAAACAUUCGUAAAAUUAGAUUUUUAUUUGGCUAUUCUCAAAGUAUGCAUUGCAAAGGCAGUCAUUGAGUAAAACCUUUGGCGACGCUGGUGAACGGUGUUGCGCCUUUUGGUUUUUUAGUCGCAUGACAGGAGCUGAAAUAUUAUUAGUUUAUGGCAUGUUGUGUUACUUAGUUUUAUUUUGUUUCUUAAAAAUCAAGUAUACAAAUAUUUUGUUUUAUUUGUAUUAAAUAACUUAAUUUGAAAAGCAUGUGCGUUGUGAUAUUUAUUUUUAUGAGAUGGCGGGCUAAGGUUAACAGGAUAUCCCCUUUUUUCGCUUUAUUGAUAAUACUAAAAGCCGGACUGUUGUUGUGGUCUACAUUGAUUUUUUUUAAAUAACUGGUAUUUUCAUUUUAUGUUAUAAAUGUUAGAUUUGAUUUUUAUGGUCUUCACUGGUUAUUCAUUUUUGUGAAUUAUGCAUUGUUUAUUGUUUUGUUACAUAAAAAAUGUACGGCUAUGUCAAAAUUUUGGUCAGCAGUUAAGGUGGUCUGAGAGAAUGAGACUUUAUUUAUAUAUUUUUUUAAUUUUCCUAGGAAACGUUCACCUGCAAAUAUAUAUAAAGAUUGGAAAAGGAACUGUUGCAGACGAUUAGCCUUAUGAUUUUAAACAACUUAUCUGUGAAUAUACCAGAAUUUGUAACAAAAGCUGUACUGCCAUUGAUUUGAUCUUUGUUUUUGAUACUGAUAGAAUUUCCCAGUCAGGAGUACAAAGUAUCAAUACAUGUUUCAGUGACAAUUGUACAGUUUUUUGUACAAGAAAACUUUCUAAAAUACCUAUUGGUUCCCAUAACACUGUGAAAUUACGUUCGUUGAAAAAAAUAUAAUAAAAAUAACUUUCAAGAUAGUUUAUUGUCAUCUAACUGGUGUGUAGUGUUGUUAAAUGACAAUGUUUCUGUUGCAUGCAAUAACUUUAAAUUUGUAUUUAUGUCAAUUGUUGAAAACAUUGUCCCUGUCAAUUCCCAUUUAACAUAGGACCGAGCCAUGGAUAAAUUCUGAUAUUUUACAAUUAAUUAAUCAAUCAAUCAGAGACAAAUCUUUUAAUAGUAUUGAUAGGAUUAACACUGAUGAAAAUUUUGAAAUUUUUAAAUAUUUGAGAAAUAAUACUCAAGAAGUCAUAUGUAAUGCAAGAAACGUAUUUCUUUGUGGAUAGCAUUUAACAAAAUUAAAAUCAGUAUAAAUCCCUUUGGAAAUCUCUAAAGGAUUUAGGAUUGCCUUCCAAGUAAAUGUCUUCAUUAGCAAAAGCUAAUAUUGGCCUAAAAGUACAUGAAAAUAUUUGCUUUGAUAAAAAUUCCAUAGCUGAAAUUUUCAAUUCUUCUUACACCACUGUUGCAGGUACGCUUGUUGAAAAUAUACCUGUUGGUAAACAUAAUUAUGAUAACGAUUUUGUUAACAAAUUUUAAGCUGACAGUGGUUAUUUAAAACAAUUGUUCUUUUUCACUAAUUACUGAAAACAAGGUUUACAAAUAUCUUAACUCCCUUAGUGCAAAUAAAGUCAUAUCCAUCUCGUUUUGUCAAAGAUGUUGCAUCCAUUACAGCAAGUCCUUAAACACACGUUGUCAACUUAGCAUUGAUAGUAGUGACUGAUGAUAUAAAUAUGGCUAGCACAAGAAAAGUGACAAAACAUGUGUUAGUAAUUAUUGACCUGUUUCAAUUUAAAGAACUGUUUUAAAAUAUUUGAGAGAGUUAUAGAUGACCGAGUUGAGUCUUUUUUUUUGAAAAGGGGUUUGUUUUAUCAGUUUCAGUCAGGCUUUAGAAGUGGUUUUUCAACUGACAUAUGUUUGAUUCAUUAACAGACUAUAUUAGAUUUGAAAUGGACAAAGGCAAUAUUGUAGGCAUGAAAAUUUAGAUCUACAAAAGGCAUUUGAUACAGCUGACCACACCAUACUGCACAUGAAACUUCAAGCAUCUAACAUAGUUAAUGACAUCCAUACUUGGUUCAAUUAUUUUGUCACUGGUAGACAGCAGCUGGUCGAUGUGGCUUGUACUCAUUCUACUACUGCUCCCAUUACCUGUAGUGUCCCCUAGGUGUCCAAUCUAGGUCCUCUUUUGUUUGUAAUAUAUGUCAUGACGCGUCUGCAAUCAUAAGCAAUAAGAUUUUGUUAUAUGCUGAUGACUCAGGUAUUCUUGUAUCUGGUAAAAAUAAAAGUGAAGUUGAAGAAAUAAUCUCUUAUGACAUGAGUAUUAUCAGUGUUUGGUUAAUUGACAAUAAAUUGUCUUUGCAUCUUGGUAAGACGGAGACUAUUCUUUUGGGGUCCAAGUUUAAACUUAAACAGGGUCCUAACCUCCAGGAUACAUGUUAUGGUACUGAUAUAAAGCCCACAUCUUCUGUUAAGUAUUAAGGUGCAACUCUUGAUCAAAAUCUAUCUUUUGAGGCCAUUGCACAAAGAAUUCUUCAAUAGGCAAAUGCCAAAUAAGUUUCUUCAUACAAAGAAGGGAUUAUUUUACCCAACAUACUAAAACAUUAAUGGUUAUGUCUUUUUUGACUAUACAUGUUCGACCAGGGCUAACACAGGUUUUGCAAUAGUAAGCUCCAAACAACACAGAAUAAGUUAAUGAGAUUUAUACUUAAUCUAAAAAAUAGAUCCAAUAUUGGUGCAGAACAUUCAAAAUACGAAAUUGGUUGCCUGUGUGGAAUCAUCCUUUUGAAAACUUGGCUUAGCCCCAGCCUACUUGAGUGAUAACUUUAUUCCUCAAGAUACUGUGCAUAGUUUUACCACACGGAUUUGUAAAAUGGGGGUAUAUUCAACUUUCUUAAGUUAGAGGGUUUUGAUUAAAAUCAUUUUCAUACAUAGGUUGUUCACUGUGGAACAAUUUACCAGCCAGAAUUGCCCACAUUAUACAUCUGCCUGCUUUUAAACUUGCUGUCAAAUGUAUCUUUGAGAUAAAUUGAUUUAAACCAUAUUUUGUGACUAUUUCAGUAAGUUUUAUGAUACAUUUUGCAUGUGUCUUUUAUAAAAUAAAGCUUAUAUAACUUAAAAGAAUUUAUGUCUUAACAAUUAGAUAGAGUUUGAGAGUAACUUAUAUACUUAUCAAAAGCAUAUAUGCUUUACUAUCUGUGAUAAAAAUGUUUUGUUUUCUUUAUUGCUAUAAUAGGAUUAGAUCUAGUCUACUGUGGAUUGUAUAUACACUGUAUAUGGUAGUAUCAACAUAAAACAAAGUAUAUGUGAUACAUUUAUUGUGUGAUACUAUUCUUUGUGAUAUUUUCUGUGAUAUUUUUCAUUGCGUCUCUAUGUCAUGGCAUCAACACCUAGUGACAGCAAUAAAAAUAAGGGUUAAACCCUUUUUUGUGUUAUCCCUUGUGUUGGUGUGCAUGUCAUGGUUGGUUUUUAUGUACGUGUUUGUGUCUUCAUGUGUUAUAUUACAAUGUAUGUUCAUUAUGGCAAAAUAAAUCUUAUCUUAGGUUUGGAAUGAAGAAAAAUAAAAUGGAUUAUUAAACACAACAUUAUAUGAGCCGCGUCACAAAAAAACCAUCAUAGUGCGUUUGCGACCAGCAUGGAUCCAGACCAGCCUGCGCAUCCGUGCAGUCUGAUCAGGAUCCAUGCUGUUCGCUUACCAACUCUAUUACAAGUAAAAUGGUUUCCUGCGGGGAACAUUUUCAAUGAUAUAAAGAUAUUUCAUUUAACUAUUUUCAACAUUGUUUGGGGGGGGGGAUAAAUAAACGUUUGCAUCAGGAAUAUAGUUGACAAUAAUCGAUCAAUAUAGAGGAAGGUCUUUGGUGAUGGUGACCGUUGAAGACCGGAGAAGGUCGAACAUAAAACAAUUAUUUAUUUUAAGAAAAUUAUUAAAUAGGCCUACCAUUUUAUGAAUAAUUCCGAGCAAAAAAAAAGUAAACACACAAGUUUACGCAUAAAAUAUCUCUAUUUAUUAGAUGCCACUACGUAUAUUUUAAUCUUGUAGAUUUUCAGUAUAAACAAUUUGUUUGUAAAAUUUGAGAUAGAUAUUAAAGAAACAUUGAUAAUUUUCAAACACAUCAUUCAAGUUUUUCCACCUUAAACGGUAAAUAAUUAUAGAAAAUUAGAAAUAUCACGUUUUGUUCUUAAUGAGGUGCAAUUCGGACUAAUUCCCUAGAGGUAAAUCCGUAACGUACGGGCAAACGGUAUUUAGCUAGGCUUUCGAAAAGGUCAAUUAACCAAUCAUGUACGGUUUACAGAUCACAUGCUCCUCCAUGUACCGAAAACAGGUCACGUGCUCCUCCAUGCCUCAAAAGUUAAACGCGUACCAAUACCCUGCGGUCUCCAGACCGCAGGGAACAAGUAGAGAAACUGAUAGUGAACAGCAUGGAUCCUGAUCAGACUGCGCGGAUGCGCAGGCUGGUCUGGGUCCAUGCUGGUCGCAAACGCACUAUGUUGGUUUUGUCGUGACGCGGCUCAUAUCUAUUGCACCUUUUUUAGUCUUUCUCUGUUUUUGAACACAUGUUGUCUGAAAAAAUUAAAUGUAGUGAUGAUUUUGACCAAGAAGCCUUGGUUGAUAUAUCAUUCAAUGAUACUGACAAAUAAUGAUCGCUGCUGUAAUAUAUUUAAUUACUAGUUCAUGGGGUCAAUGUCACAGAGGUCAAAUAUAGCUAGGAUCUUUUGGCUUGCAGUUAAAAUAUGUCGGUGUUUUGAUUAUUGUCUUACCUUGAUUUGUAUGUUUAUUUUUAAUUUUUUUCAAAAUUAAAAAGCCUUUAUAAAAUUUAAGAAUUUCUUUUUUAAGUAUUGUUUUUACUUUUCCUCACCUUUGAACAACAUAAAGGAAGUUUACUUUCAGUAAUAUGUGUAGUUUUAUAUGGAAUAAAUGUAUA